AUGCAAACGCCGCCAUACAAACCACCCAAAGAAUUGCAAGACAUUCUAGACCAACAGGCUACACAGAGAAAACGCACCGCUCAGUUGCCAAAGCGUAACUGGAUUCAAAGAAAUCCUCGUGCCUUUCAAUUGACAUUCAUUACCGGAUCACUGUUGGUCCUGUUCUCACGACCAUUGUACGACAUCUUCUUCGAAACCUCAUUUGCGGCCCCCGAUUCAGUUGUAUUUGAAAAACGUCACAAGUAA
Musca domestica (house fly) is the source of this 246-nucleotide messenger RNA. RefSeq lists its product as uncharacterized. The record is from RefSeq and is a predicted model, not a curated record. The transcript has a single exon. The coding region runs from base 1 to 246 and encodes 81 amino acids. NCBI's taxonomy places the organism in Eukaryota, Metazoa, Arthropoda, Insecta, Diptera, Muscidae.